GCCUCGGCCAUAGUAGGAUUCGUAAUUUCGAGUUCAGCGUGUUCAGGAUUAAGAAGUGCUCAAUUCUGCCAUUUAAGACCGGAAGUUUUCAAACACUAAAUAGUUUGUUGCACUUUAUCAGUUGGGCGGUGUUGGGACAUGACACUCUUUUCAGUUUAUACGGAGAAAGUGAUACUAUGAUUUCACUUUAAAAUGAGAGACAUGAUUUUCUUGAUAUUGCUGUUACUGAAUGUCACACUUGCUGCUAAAAUUCACUUGGAUUUGGCCUGGCUGCAAGGUUCAAUCAAAAACAGAUCAAGACGGGACAUAUCCUGUAGAGAGGGCCAAGCAUAUGCACAUGACAGCAUCUGCUGUCUGAACUGUCCAGCUGGAACAUAUGUGAAAAAAGCCUGCUUUAGUGAUUUAGAAAAAGGAGUGUGUGAACCAUGCGAGUUUGAUACAUACACGGAGCAUGGCAAUGGACUGCGUAUGUGUUUACCGUGCACCAAGUGCCGUCUAGUUGUUGUGUGCUGUUUGUGCACCUUCAUUCCUUCUGUAGAUCAGGAAACCACAGAGAAAUGCACAAGUACCCAGAACACACAUUGCAAAUGCAAACAGGGGUCAUUUUGUUUACCCGACCAAGCAUGUGAGGUGUGCAAGAAAUGCAGCAAAUGCAAAGAGGAUGAGGAGAUGGUAAAAAGCUGUACAGUCAGUUCCAACACUGUCUGUAGAAAGAGAAGCUCUAUGGGCAGCUCCAUCUCAGUGACAUUUAUUGUGGUUUUGCCACUAAUUCCAGUGAUGAUAUGUGUUGUGAGCAUCCUCUACUGGAAGUGGUCCAAACCAAGUAAAACAUCAAUAACAUCAAGAAGUCCAAGGAAAAUUGUUAAGAUCAAUAUGGGUGACAGAGAUGAGGAGAGAGAGAAGAGGCAGAAUGUCCACAACUCCAAGAUGGAUGAGUCCUCUCAGUUCCAGUCGUUCCUUGAGCAAAACUGUGUGGUGGGUACCCUGUCCCCUGCUUCAUUAGAGAUGGAGAAUGACAGGGGACUGGGAGACAGCCUCCCCAACACUGCCACUUCUUCACAGAUUAGCGUGGCCAUGUUUGCUGUGCCUGGUGACCUCCAGCCCAGCCAUGCUAACCAGCCUCCAUGCUCUGCACUCCCCUGGCAGCCUCACACUUCGGAUAGAGAGUCAUCAAGAAGACUCGUUCCUUUGAAUGGAGAAGAAUCGUUGAAGAAAACAUUUGAUCUCUUUGAAGAAAUGGAUGUCCAUUAUCAUAACAGAUUCUUCAGGCUUAUCGGGCUGAGUGAUAAUGUCAUCAAAAGUACAGAGUCUCUUUUUCCAGAAGACCGAGUUUACGAACUAUUAAAAAACUGGAUGGAAAAGGAGGGAAUGAAGGCAGAUUUCAACAACCUUAUUGAAGCAUUAACUUAUUUAGACCAAAGACUAUCAGCAGAAAACAUCAUUGCAAAGGCAAUUAGUAAUGGUUAUUUUAAAUAUGAAGAUGAGUGACAGGCAAAUUGUCACUCUCUCAAUGACUUCAAACAAAAAAGGUACUUUUGUGCAUGACUUCUGUAGUGUCAUUUCUCAACCAUUACCAAAAAGUAUUUCACUUACAUAAUAUUCAUUAUGUUGGCCAAUAUUGUGCAGACAUUUAGAGAAGGCAAAUAAUAUACAUUGUUUACAAAUAAUAGUAAAAAGAAGAUAUUUAAGGCUCUUUGUUUUGAAUUAAGUAACGUUACCAGUUGUAUUUUUGUGGCAUUCCCUCUUAUUUUGUAUGCAAAUAUUAUGACGCAAGAUCUUGAAUGAGAUGUCAGCACAUGUUGUGAUAUUUUGUGAACUAAUAAAGGCUGUUCGUUUUGUAAA
Myxocyprinus asiaticus (Chinese sucker) is the source of this 1842-nucleotide messenger RNA. It is a transcript of the gene hdr, whose product is annotated as hematopoietic death receptor. Gene Ontology annotation, molecular function: protein binding. The record is from RefSeq and is a predicted model, not a curated record. Gene Ontology annotation, biological process: TRAIL-activated apoptotic signaling pathway; positive regulation of apoptotic process. Gene Ontology annotation, cellular component: cell surface; plasma membrane. The transcript is spliced from 10 exons. The coding region runs from base 193 to 1488 and encodes 431 amino acids. Lineage: Eukaryota; Metazoa; Chordata; Actinopteri; Cypriniformes; Catostomidae.